Ambispora gerdemannii is the source of this 1440-nucleotide messenger RNA. The record is from the annotation of a GenBank genome assembly. NCBI's taxonomy places the organism in Eukaryota, Fungi, Glomeromycota, Glomeromycetes, Archaeosporales, Ambisporaceae.
AUGAACCUUGUUUCUUCUCAAAAAGACAUAAUGGGUGGCGGCGACGAUAACAAAUCUCAAAAUCGAGAAGAGAUUGAGUCCGAAGAUAGCGAACAUACUAUUCAAGAUCCCAGUUCAACAACAGAAGAAACCGCCAAUGAUAAUGCAGUAACUGAUUUAACUGAAAGAAAAGACAAAGCACCACCGCAUAAUAAUACAGAGAUAACUUCAGAAAAUAUUGGAGAUCAAACACAAGUGAAAUUGCCGAAUGUAAGAAGCGAAGAAGCAGGUGAGGGCGGAAGUUCUACUGCAAAUCAAGCCGUUGUUCCCGAGAAUGCGUCACAAAUACAACAACACGAAACCGGAGAUAUUGCCGGCGAACAAACGACUUCAGAACAACAACAUGAAACUGGAGCUAUCGCCGGCGAACAAACGACUUCAGAACAACAACAGCACCAAAAUAAUAUCACGGCUAAUUCCCAAGUCACAAAUGAGAAUGCUUCCCAAGUCACAAAUGAGAAUGCUUCCCAAGUCACAAAUGAGAAUGCUUCCCAAGUUACAAAUGAGAAUGCUUCCCAAGUCACAAAUGAGAAUGUUUCCCAAGCCACAAGUGGGAAUGCUUCCCAAUUCACAAAUGAGAAUACUUCACAACUCGAUGAACGAGCAAUGUUUGAACAGAAUUUCGCGUUUGAGCAAUCGAUUAAAGAAGAGACUAAAAGAAUGCCGUUAGUGUGUGUUGAUGAGAAUAUUAGAAAGCUGUUUGAUGAGUAUCAAUAUGGAAGUGAAGUGUAUAAAAAUAAGAUUAAGAAAUUAGCUGUUCGGCAUGGAAGAAUAAGGCGAUGUCGAGGUGAUGGCAAUUGUUUUUAUCGAGCUUUUUCUUUUGCUUGGUUCGAAAGACUCUUGGUGUCCAAUCAACCAACUUUACAGCAGAACGCGCUUAAAUCACUCGCCGAUACUAUACAAAUUCUCGAUCAAGCAGGCUACGACAAAUUGGGCUACGAGAAUUUCUAUGAAGAUGUCUUAAAUGAGAUGCAAAAAAUUGCGGCAGGGACACACGAUCACGAUACUCUGCUAUCGGUCUUUCAAACCGAUGACAUUUCCAAUUCCAUUGUCUGUUAUCUUCGACUUGUGACCGCGGCAUAUUUAAAGAUCCACAAGGACGAGUUCGAACCAUUCCUUGAAAUGGAUAUUGGCAUGGAGAGCUAUUGUAACCGUUUCGUUGAAGUGAUGGACCAAGAAGCUGACCAUUUACACGUGAUCGUGUUGACCCGUGCUCUCAAAGUUCCAGUAGAGAUUGCGUAUAUGAGUGGUUCUAAUGCAUUGGAAGAAGUCAAUUUCCACGAGUUCUAUCCAGAUGCAACAGGUCAACAACAUGUAACUGUCCCAUCUAAGCCAUUGGUGCUGUUGUAUAGACCUGGUCAUUAUGAUAUUCUAUAUAGAAAUCAUGGUAAUAGACAGUAG